AUGAUAGAGAGCGAUAUCCCGUCCAUAAUGUCAGGAAUCAUUAGGAAUUCAGGGCAAAACCACCACCCCUCGCAGGAGUACAGGCUCCUGGCCUCAGACCCAUCCCAGCUGAGUGAGGAUGAGCUCCCAGGGGAUUUGCAGUCCCUGUCUUGGCUGACAUCCGUGGAUGUGCCUCGGCUCCAGCAGAUGGCCAGUGGGAGAAUGGAUUUCAGCCUGGGGGCCCCGAGUGCCCUGCUCCAGCAGACAGGUGCUGUGGGGAACGCGAUGCACUCGACGCCCGGAGCGAUGAUCCACGUCCAGGCCAGCCUCCCCCAGGGGAUCCUGGGCCUCAAUUCCAUUUCCACACAUGGAGCCAAUAUGAGCCCCUACGCCGUGGGUGGGCAGCUGUCCCCUGGUUUGCAAACACAGCAGCAGCUCUUCCCUCCUCCUCCUCCUCAUCCUCCUCCUCAUCCUCCUCCUCCUCACUCCCAGCAGGUGUUUGCCCUGGCCCAGAACCCCCAGCAGUGUAACCCAGCAGCAAUCUACAACACAUCCUAUGGGACACAGCCACACUAUUCCCAGCCACGCCUGGCUCCCCACUCUGCCCAGGAACUGCACCCAAAGCAUUAUCCCAAGCCCAUCUACUCCUACAGCUGUUUGAUUGCCAUGGCGCUGAAGAACAGCAAGACUGGGAGCCUGCCCGUGAGUGAGAUCUACAGCUUCAUGAAGGAGCACUUCCCCUACUUCAAGACUGCCCCUGAUGGGUGGAAGAAUUCCGUGCGCCACAACCUGUCCCUGAACAAGUGCUUUGAGAAGGUGGAGAACAAACUGAGCGGGACCUCCCGCAAGGGCUGCCUGUGGGCCCUCAACCCCGCCAAGAUCGACAAGAUGGAGGAGGAGAUGCAGAAGUGGAAGAGGAAGGAUUUGGCUGCUAUUCACAGGAGCAUGGCUAACCCAGAGGAGCUGGACAAGCUGAUCACCGACAGACCCGAGAGCUGCAGGCGGCCCAACAAGCAGGCAGAGCCCGAGGGGCCCCCCCUGGGCCGGAUCCCCGUGUCCCAGCUCCAGCCCCAGCCCAUCAUGACGCUGUCCCUGCAGCCCCUCCCGCUGCACCACCAGCUCCAGACCCAGGCUCGCCUCGCCCCCAACUCUCCAGCACCUGCACAAACCCCUCCUCUGCACACCCUGCCUGACAUGAGCCACAGCCCCCUGCCCCACCACCCCAUGGGACGCGCCCCGGACUUCCCCAACGUGGCGCUGGACAUGAGCACGGAGGUGGACGCUCUGGAUCCCAGCAUCAUGGAUUUCGCACUGCAAGGGAACAUUUGGGAGGAGAUGAAAGAUGACAGCUUCAGCCUGGACACCCUGGGCGCCUUCAGCAACUCCCCCCUGCAUCUCUCCGACUGCGAGCUGGGCACGCCCGGCCUCACGCCCGUGUCCAGCGGCAGUGACCGCUCCUUCUCCGACCUGCAGGUCACUGGCCUUUACACCACCUACACCACCCUGGACAAUGUGGCAGCUGCUCAGUACAUGAACCCCCAAGGCAACAAACCCAUCCCUCUGCUCUGA
Molecule: messenger RNA, 1548 nt
Organism: Agelaius phoeniceus (red-winged blackbird)
Lineage: Eukaryota; Metazoa; Chordata; Aves; Passeriformes; Icteridae
Gene: FOXN4
Product: forkhead box N4
Biological process (GO): regulation of transcription by RNA polymerase II
Molecular function (GO): DNA-binding transcription factor activity, RNA polymerase II-specific; transcription cis-regulatory region binding
Source: RefSeq, a predicted model, not a curated record